Trypanosoma brucei brucei TREU927 is the source of this 360-nucleotide messenger RNA. RefSeq lists its product as hypothetical. Bases 1 to 360 code for a protein of 119 amino acids. The transcript has a single exon. The record is from RefSeq and is a predicted model, not a curated record. NCBI's taxonomy places the organism in Eukaryota, Euglenozoa, Kinetoplastea, Trypanosomatida, Trypanosomatidae.
AUGAAACCCCCUCCUCCAAAAAACAACGACAAAAACAACAACAAAGACAAUAAUAAUAAUAAUAACAAUAUCAGUAACAGUAUCCAAAAGAUGAAAAGUAAACAAAAAAUAAUAAGAAUAAUAAAUGAAGCAUCAAGAGGGGGAAAGAGCUACCGUGCGGUAAAGUAUGGAAUACGGUGUACGUUUCAUGCAGGCGCGCACAUGUACUUAUAUGUGUGUAUAUUUUUCCUCAUCUUGUUUUUUUUGUUUGUUUUCCAUUAUCUUUUUUUUCUUUUUCUUUUUCUGUCUUUUUUCUGUUUUUUUUUUCUGUUUUUAUGUUUAUAUUUGCGUUACUUUUUUUUUUCCCUCCUCCUCUUUUAG